Molecule: messenger RNA, 1938 nt
Organism: Ruditapes philippinarum (Manila clam)
Lineage: Eukaryota; Metazoa; Mollusca; Bivalvia; Venerida; Veneridae
Exons: 1
Coding region: 1-1938 (645 amino acids)
Molecular function (GO): nucleic acid binding; zinc ion binding
Source: RefSeq, a predicted model, not a curated record
AUGACUUUAACAGAUAGAAAGAAAUAUGUUGUUAAGAACAGAUUGUGUUUCAAUUGUCUUAAACGCAAUCACAUGUCUAAUGAAUGUAGGAAAGAGAAAUCAUGUACUAUACCUGAUUGUAGCAGCAAACAUCACACAUUAUUACAUAGCUGGUUCCCGGUAGGUUCUGAUAAAUCUGUAACGCAACCUUCAAUAAAUUGUACGGCCACAAAUGGCUCAUUUUCUAAAACAUGUUUGGGGAUUAUACCUGUAACUGUUAAGGGUAGGGACGGUUACUUCUGUCAAACAUAUGCCCUGCUUGACGAUGGCGCAGACAAAACCCUGUGUGACGAAAAGCUUAUAAGGAAGCUGAAUAUAUCAAGUAGGCCAGUUACUUUCCAGAUUUCAACUGUUAAUUCAACAAGGAAUGCAAUACACGGAAAAGAAGUUGACCUAACUGUGAGUCCUAUUUCCGGUGAAAGUGAAGUGAAGCUUCACAAUGUUUGGACAGUAAAACAAUUGCCUAUUUCUACGCGAUCUGCAGCUACUGCCGAUGAUAUUAGAAAUAUACCAUAUUUAAGUGACUUGAAUAUUCCGAACGUGAACGUUAAUGAAGUCAUGUUACUAAUUGGCACGGAUACACCGGUAGCACAUAUUCCCCUAGAGAUACGAACAGGAAGUAGUAAUGAGCCAUAUGCUGUGAGAACGCAACUUGGUUGGGCAGUUCGUGGACCAAUACCAUACAAUAAUUCAAAACAUAAUAAAACAGACAACAAAAGAACCCCAAUUAACAUUCAUUUCGGUCAGUCAAGUGACGCCAUACUACAACAACAACUUGAACGUAUGUGGACGUCAGACUUCAAUGACGCAUCCUAUAAUGAGAAAAAUUCCAUGUCAGUUGAAGAUAAGAGAACACUUGGAAUUAUGGAAUCUACACUUUCUCAUGUUAAUGGACACUAUGAGAUGGGAUUACCAUGGCGACAGGAUGACACAAAAUUGCCGAAUAAUUUAGUGCUUGCGCAUGCGCGAUUGAAUUACCUGAAAAGAAAUCUUUCUCGUGACAACGUGUUACAUGAGAUGUAUACCAAAACAAUGACAGACUAUAUUGAUAAAGGGUUCGCAAAAGAAGUUACAAAUAAGGAUACGAACUCAGAACAGAUAUGGUAUUUACCCCACCAUCCUGCAGCAAAUGUGAAUAAGCCCGGAAAUGUGCGUGUUGUAUUUGAUUGUGCGGCAAAAUAUAAAGGUAUUUCACUAAAUAGUCAACUUUUACAAGGUCCUGAUAUGAUGAACAGCCUUGUAGGCGUAUUAACCAGAUUUCGACAAGAAAAGAUAGCUCUUUCCGCUGACAUAGAGGCAAUGUUUCAUCAGGUACGUGUAUGUGAGAAGAACUGUGAUGCCCUACAUUUUCUAUGGUGGCCUGGUGGAGAUAUAUCUAUAACACCCAUGACUUAUUGUAUGAAAGUCAACUUAUUUGGAGCAACUUCUUCUCUGAGCUGCGCUGCGUAUGCGCUGAGAAAAACUGCCAUUGACAAUGCAGAGAGAUUUGAACCUGCAGUAUUAUCAACUGUAAAGAGAAACUUUUACGUAGACGACUACCUGAAGUCUGUAGAAUCUGAAGAUAAAGCUGUUAAACUUGCAGCAGAUUUACAGUCCCAGAUGAGCUUAGGUGACUUCAGACUUACAAAGUGGAUAAGCAACAGUCGGAGGGUACUUAAUACGAUUCCGGAAUCUGAACGUGCGCCGACAAUCGUUAGCCUCAGCCAUAGAGACUUACAUGUAGAUAACAUUUUGCUUGUGGUAGACAAUAGUGUUCCUAUAGGACAGUGGCCACUAGGCAGAGUAACCGAAGUCAUUAAGGGUAGGGAUGGGCAUAUUCGUAAAUGUAAAGUUCAAACUAGGGACUCAGCUAUGAUAAGGCAAAUCACAAAGUUGUGCCUUUUAGAAUGUUCAGACUAA